AUGCGGAUCUCCAAAGGCAACCCGCAACUCCUCUCACUUCUCCUCCUCACCCUCUCCAAUACCUCUCCAGUGUCCGCAGGUCCCUUUCCCAAAGAUGAUAUUCACGAUCUCGGCUUCUCAUACCUUAUGGACCGCUCUUGCGUUUCCUACUGCGGCGCCGACAACCAAUAUUGUUGUACCGCCGGCCAAGCCUGCUACACUUCUUCAGGAAACGUAGCUUACUGUUCUGCCUCUACUGCUGGCUCUGGUGGUUGGGCAGUCUACACAACCACCUACACCGAAACCGAUUUAUUAGUCGGAACAAGCACAUACAGUUCCUACUACGCUACCACUACCUCUGGAGGCAGCGCCGCCAUCUGCGAUACCACUACGGGCGAAACUUCCUGUGGAACAAUUUGCUGUGCCAGCGAUCAGAUGUGUGAAUACAGUGGUCAAUGUACUGCUAGAACAAGUCUAUGGUCCUACACUGCUACUUCUGGUACUUACUCCGCUCCUGUUCGACCAACAGGUGCCGCAACAUCUACUGCCACCGUCUCAGCCACGACUACCGAGCCCUUUAUCCCGCCUGCUACUGCCAGCGGAAGCACCUUACCCAUCACGAGCACUAGCUCGAACAACUUGAGCGGAGGCGCUAUUGCUGGAAUUGUCAUCGGUACGAUUUUCGGAGUUAUUCUCUUGCUCCUCUUGUGUUUCUGCUGUAUUGUCAAGGGACUCUGGGAUUCCGUUCUCGCUCUCUUCGGUGGUAAAUCCCGAAGACGCGAAGGUGGUACUCGUACCGAGCGUAUCGAGACCGUAGAGCGUUAUCACAGACAUGGAUCUACAGCUGGAGGAGCUGCCAUGGGAGGAGCUGCCGCAGCUCGUAGAGAAAAUAAUGGAUGGUUUGGAGGUGCGCGAACGGAUAAGCCAACGAGGGUUGUAGAGACGAGGAAGAAGGAGAGUAGUGGAAUGGGAGGAAUGGGUGCUGUGGGUGCGGGAUUGGUAGGGCUGGCAGCGGUGUUGGGAUUGAGGAAGAAGGAGGCGGAGAGGAAGGAUGAGAAGAGGAGACCGGGGCCUACGACGACGGUGACGGAUAUUAGCAGUACUUACUAUACUGAUAGUUACACGGGAACGAGUGCUAGUUCCGCAAGCUCGGACAGGAGAACGAGAGAGGAUACGAGGAGAGAUAGAGAUAGGAGCGUGAGGAGAUAA
This is a messenger RNA of Botrytis fragariae, 1188 nucleotides long. RefSeq lists its product as uncharacterized. The record is from RefSeq and is a predicted model, not a curated record. Bases 1 to 1188 code for a protein of 395 amino acids. Lineage: Eukaryota; Fungi; Ascomycota; Leotiomycetes; Helotiales; Sclerotiniaceae. The transcript has 2 exons.